Molecule: messenger RNA, 2024 nt
Organism: Lacerta agilis (Sand lizard)
Lineage: Eukaryota; Metazoa; Chordata; Lepidosauria; Squamata; Lacertidae
Gene: CBLL1
Product: Cbl proto-oncogene like 1
Exons: 6
Coding region: 95-1570 (491 amino acids)
Biological process (GO): protein ubiquitination; regulation of cell adhesion
Molecular function (GO): ubiquitin protein ligase activity
Source: RefSeq, a predicted model, not a curated record
CCUCUACGUUUCCCGCGGGCUCUCGCGCUUCCGGUCCCGCCCAUCCUGUGGCCCGGGAGGCGACUUCCUGUCCCAGAGUACCCUACACCGAACCAUGGACCACAAUGACAAUGAUUUGCAAGGUACAAAUAGUUCCGGAUCAUUGGGAGGUCUUGAUGUUCGCCGACGCAUCCCUAUAAAGCUAAUUUCCAAGCAGACAAACAAAGCUAAACCUACACCACCUCGUCCUGCGAGAAGUAUGAAUAGGUUGCCAUCAAAGGCUGGUGAAGAAGAAGAAUUUGACUACAACGAAGAAGAACGAUAUGAAUGCAAAGGUGGUGAUGUGUUUAGUAAUCAAAGAAGAUUUCCCGGACAUCUCUUCUGGGACUUCAAGAUAAAUUUACUAGGAGAAAAGGAUGAUACCCCAGUCCAUUUCUGUGACAAGUGUGGGCUACCAAUCAAAAUGUAUGGACGCAUGAUACCCUGCAAGCAUGUUUUCUGCUAUGAUUGUGCUAUUUUACAUGAGAAAAAAGGUGACAAGAUGUGCCCAGGCUGUAACGAAUCUGUGCAGCGAAUUGAGCAGUGUGUCCGGGGGUCUCUCUUCAUGUGUAGCAUUGUGCAAGGUUGCAAGAGAACAUACUUAUCCCAGAGGGACUUGCAGGCUCACAUCAACCACCGUCACAUGAGAGCUGGCAAACCAGUUGCGCGGCCCCCACUGGAACCUGUCCACCCUCCCAUCGCCCCUCCUCCUGCCGAAAUCCCGGAGCGGUUCAUCAUGCCGCCUGAUAAGCAUCACCUGAGCCACAUCCCACCAAAGCAGCACAUCCUGAUGCCGUCUCCGUUGCAGCACGUCUCUCACGAGCAUUACAACCAGCCCCACGAAGACAUCCGUGCCUCCCCGGCGGAGAUGUCCAUGGCUCCUCCCCCCCCUCGCCCGGUCAGCCAAGACACGUUCCGCAUCUCCACAAGGAAACACAGCAACCUUAUCACGGUCCCUAUCCAAGACGAUUCGAAUUCCGGUGCUCGAGAACCACCGCCACCGGCCCCGACACCUGCUCACCACCACCCCGAAUACCAGGGCCAGCAAGUGGUCUCCCACCCCCACCACAUCAUGCCGCCUCAGCAGCACUACGCCCCUCCCCCUCCCCCGCCGCCCCCGAUAAGCCAUCCAAUGCAGCACCCUCCCCAGGCAGGAGGCACUCCCCACCUGGUGUAUAGCCAAGCUCCGCCUCCUCCAAUGACCUCUGCUCCCCCACCCAUCACCCCUCCCCCUGGACACAUCAUUGCCCAGCUGCCACCAUAUAUGAAUCAUCCUCCGCCGGGACCGCCCCCUCCUCAGCACGGCGGCCCGCCUGUCAAUGUAAACGCUCCCCCUCCCCAUCACUACAACCCUAACGCUUUGCCAAAGUUCAGUGAAGACCAAGGAACUCUCAGCCCUCCGUUCACUCAGCCGGGGGGGAUGAGUCCAGGCAUGUGGCCGGCUCCAAGAGGGCCGCCGCCGCCGCCGCGAAUGCAAGGGCCGCCUUCUCAAGCUCAGCUUUCUGGACCACACCAUCCUGAUCAAGCCAGAUACAGGCCAUAUUAUCAAUGAUAUUAAUAGCAAUUUGAACUAAAAAGUAUGACAUAGGAAGGAUAACUUUCUAAACAGCAGCCUUUUAAUGGAGAGCUCUUUUUCUUUUCUUUUCUUUUUGUUCUGCUUCAUUUAUUUGAAGAAAUAAAAAGUUUUAAAAUGUGACUGUAAAACUCUGGGGACUUGAUUCUUAAGGUAAAAUUUUAAAACCUUGACCGUAGGACUCUUUGACGACUGAUAUACUGUAGUGCUGUAUGGCUCUGUAGUUGGCAGUGACAUUUUAACAGAUGUUGUACCCAUAGUCCGGUUGAAGUACUCCAGAAAUGAACAUUUGUAAUAUUUCCCAACGACCGAACACUUACAUGUACCACUUGAAGGUAUUUUUGUUAAAUCUGAUGGUUAGUUUUAUUUGUGAUACGUUUCCUUUUUUUUGUCAACCUGUGUAUAAUUAAAUUUAAAAUAUGGUCCAAAAAAA